CUUUAGAUGCAGCCUAACCAAAGAGCUGGAUGCCUGCGCCAUGAACCCAGAGAUGACAAUGGACAGUAUUGGCAGUUUGCAUGGUGGGAGCAGCCAUGAUCAGGAUCUGAUGAGCAGCCACAGCCCUCACCAUCACCAUCAUCACCACCACCACCGGAGGAUCCACCAGGAGCUGUCCUCUCCAUCGUCCAGGUCUGCUAUGGUCUCCAGCAUGGCUUCCAUCCUGGAUGGGACUGGGGACUACCGUCCCGAGCUGUCUAUCCCCUUGCACCAUGCCAUGAGCAUGCCCUGUGACUCCUCACCACCUGGGAUGGGCAUGAGCAGCACCUACACCACCCUAACACCACUCCAACCACUGCCCCCUAUCUCCACCGUGUCUGACAAGUUCCACCACCCCCAUCACCAUCCCCACCACCACCACCAUCACCACCACCAGCGCCUCUCUGGCAAUGUCAGUGGUAGCUUCACCCUGAUGAGGGAUGACAGGGGCAUCCCCUCCAUGAACAAUCUGUACAGCCCCUACAAGGACAUGACUGGCAUGGGGCAGAGCUUGUCCCCCUUGACAGGCACCCCUCUAGGCAAUGGCUUGGGCUCCAUCCACAACAGCCAACAGAGCCUGCACAACUAUGGACCACCUGGGCACGACAAGAUGCUCAGCCCAAACUUUGAUGCCCACACUGCCAUGCUGGCAAGAGGCGACCAGCACCUCUCCAGGGGCCUGGCUACCCCACCAUCUGCCAUGAUGUCUCACCUCAAUGGGAUGCACCACUCUGUCCACCCGGGCCAUGGCCAAUCUCACGGGCCUGUGUUGACCUCCAGCCGUGACAGGCCACCCUCCUCCUCCGGGUCCCAGCUCAGCAACUCUGGACAGUUGGAAGAGAUCAAUACCAAAGAAGUAGCGCAGAGAAUCACAGCUGAACUCAAAAGGUACAGCAUCCCCCAGGCUAUCUUCGCCCAGAGGGUGCUGUGCCGCUCGCAGGGUACCCUCUCAGACCUUCUAAGAAACCCCAAACCUUGGAGUAAACUGAAAUCUGGCAGGGAGACCUUCAGGAGGAUGUGGAAGUGGCUGCAGGAGCCUGAAUUCCAAAGAAUGUCGGCUCUCAGGCUUGCAGCACCUGAAAUCUCCGAUAUCUUUCAGCCCUCCUGCAAACGCAAAGAACAAGAACCGAGCAAAGAUCGAAACAACUCUCAGAAGAAAUCCCGGCUGGUUUUCACAGACCUCCAACGCAGAACACUGUUUGCCAUCUUCAAGGAAAAUAAGCGCCCAUCCAAAGAAAUGCAGAUCACUAUUUCUCAGCAAUUGGGUUUGGAACUCAAUACAGUCAGUAACUUCUUCAUGAAUGCCAGGAGGCGGAGCUUAGAAAAAUGGCAGGACGAUUUAAGUACAGGGGGAAGCUCGUCAAACUCCAGCACUUGUACCAAAGCAUGAGGGGGGAAAAAUGGCUUCUAAAUGGGGCACAACUCAACUGUAAGCAAAAAAUGAAAAAAAAAAAAUAAGAGAAGAAAGGAUAUAUAUAAAUAUAUAUUUUUUGUUGUGGUUGGCGGGGCCAUUCACUGGUGACAAUCAGUAUCCGUGUGUAAAUUCUACAGGGCUGGAUGGUGAACGUAUUCACACCAGAUAGCUGUGCUGGCUUUGGCCCAUCUGAUGCUACGUCAUGCCAUGGUGUCAAUAAACACAGCACAUCAGUACAGGAAAACCAUCCAACCCAUCCAAAGUUCACUCAACGUCUUAAAGUUCUCAGAAACUCCACCAAAGCACUAAACUCAUUCCAGGUCUUCAAUGCAUAUUACGUGUCAUACCAUGGCAUCAGCUGUGACAUGUAAACCAGCAAACUUCACUAAUAUUUUCAACUUUGUCCAUAGCACAAGAGAAGAUUACAACCACUAACUACAUCCAUGAAAUACAAUUGUCAUACCUGAGCACAAAGUCUUUAGGCCACGCAAAGAAGUGUUAUGAAACACUUUCCCCUCAUUUCACCUUAAUUUAUUUUCUUUUGUUUAUUUAGCAUGAAUGUUCACAAACCAAAAAAAAAAUACAGUUCUAAGAAAUAUAGUAUUAAGCACAACAGGACAUUAGUAAUGCUUUUUUUUAAUUGUUUUUCCAUUUUAUUUUAUUUUUUUUUACAAAAAGUGGUACACACUCAGGAGUCCAUUCUACACCAUAUGGAGUAUUUUGGUUGCCAAUACUUUUACCAAAGAUAGAUCUAUAGAUUUUAUUUUGCUUUAUUACACAUUCACUAUCACGACAGGUCUGGAAACAGGACUUUUUUUUUCUUACGGAACAAUUCAGCACAGCUUGGAGUUAAAACAGUACAAACCAAAGAAAAGUAAAAUGUAAUGUUUUACAGUUUAUUCAUACUGUGAAUACCUCCGACAGUAAGAAGUAAGUUUACAAUAGAACCUUCGUAAAACAAUGUUUUCUUUUUUUUCUACAAAAUUAGUUUUCGGGAAUAUAAGUUUCCACACAUCCUGGAGAAUUGUCAGAACACGAUACCUUCUGUAUGAAACCAAUUGUCACUAUUUUGUCACGAUUUUGUUGGAGCUUUACCAGUGGAUGGCCCCCAUGCUCGAAACACUCGAGUCCGUGUUCCAAAGAAAAGGCCAAAGGCUACAAUAAUUGCUUUAAAUACACUUGAGACUGUUUUUUAUGUACUACUUAAUCGAAACCAAAGAAACGUUUUUUUCUGCACCUACUUCUUCUGCAACAAACUGUUCCAUUGAGUAAAAGGAAGCACGUCAGGAAAAUUAUUAACACACUGUGUUUGGACAGACAUCCUACACAUCUUAGGAAGCAGACCACUGAGAUAGGGUUGAGAAGGGUUGAAACCAAUCAAGGCCGAAAUUCUACAGUAUGUACUCGCUGCUUCAUUUGACAACCUAUUUAAGUCCUCUUAAAGUUGAAGAUUGUCUUUUAUUUGUGCCUAUGCAGUUUUUUCAAUGAACAAGGAAUUGACCGUCCUGAACCUCAACAGCUGCAAUACCAAAGAUGAGGAGUUCUCACAACUUUGCUUUGUUUUUCUUGUUUUCAGAUUUAUUAUUUUCUUCUUGCACGGCUAAAUCGCUUACAGUGCCACCAUUACCAUGUAUAUUAACAGCACAUCUGUCUGGCUGAAUAGAGUGUAAAUUGGUCCAUUUCACGGUUUACAGAUCAUACUUCCACUUGCAGUACUUCAUGAUAGGGUACUAUGGACCACUGGCUUAAGUUGUUGGGAUACAAUAGGUUUUGGUGUGUGCCCAUGUUUAAGGAGAUCUGUUGUGUUAACAAAUUGGUGGCAGACAAGUCAACUACUUUCGUAACAAUCGGCCUAUUUUAACAAAUUGGUAAAAUUAACAAUUUUAACAAAUUGGUGGCAGACAAGUCAACGUUUGCAACUAUCAGCCUAUUUAAUAAAAAGUUCUAAUCCAAAGUGCAGUAGCCCAUUAGAAUUCACCUUGCUUGAUUCUCACUGGUUGAUACGGGUUACUGUGGUUUAGAGUUACCACCUAAAUCAUAUACUAAAUAAGGCUGCUAAUGAGUCAGCAAGUUGCAAUAUACUAGUCAUCCCAUUGAGUUAUGUAUUUUAAAAUGUCAAUUUUGAGUACCUAACUGCUCUGCUGUCUUAACAUUCAACAAAUCUGCCCCAAGUAUAAUUAAGCAACAGAUCCACUCAAAGGUUGUUCAGCCUCACAACUGCCACUAUCAACCAUUUUGUACAACCACAAAAUUGCUUAUUUGGAAAAUAAUUUUGUCUAACCCCUUGGAGGCGGUGCCCUUUAAGGGGUUUAGAAUGCAGAAAGGCAGGGCGGGGCUUAUGGUCAUGUGACCGCCAUGAUUGGCUGUCAUGGUGGUCACAUGAUCAGAAAGCUCCCGAUCCCUGCUCACCGUUAGCCAUCAGUAACUGUGCCGGAGUUCUGCCAAAUUAGCCAACUCGCCAAAAACUCCAACCACAUUAUUACUUCUUUAAACCAUUAGUAAUUGGAAAUUUUGAUGAAUUGCUGUUUGGACCCAACACCGGCAACCAAAUACAGUCCAGUACAGGAAGAUUUAGCUGUUUUGACAGCACAGCGGCUAACAAGGCCAAAGUUGUCACCCCCUCUGAGGUGGUCAUUUUGUUGGCUAGUAUCGGAGCGGAGUAACAAUGUUCGCUCAUAAUAUCCUGCACCGGACCCUAU
This is a messenger RNA of Rana temporaria (common frog), 4152 nucleotides long. It is a transcript of the gene ONECUT2, whose product is annotated as one cut homeobox 2. The coding region runs from base 41 to 1429 and encodes 462 amino acids. Gene Ontology annotation, cellular component: nucleus. Gene Ontology annotation, biological process: regulation of transcription by RNA polymerase II. Gene Ontology annotation, molecular function: DNA-binding transcription factor activity, RNA polymerase II-specific; RNA polymerase II cis-regulatory region sequence-specific DNA binding. The transcript has 3 exons. NCBI's taxonomy places the organism in Eukaryota, Metazoa, Chordata, Amphibia, Anura, Ranidae. The record is from RefSeq and is a predicted model, not a curated record.